ACGAUUUUCCUCCUAGUGCCUCCUCUGGUGGAGCCGCAGCUCCCUGCCACUUGGCUCAGGCCAGCGGGAACGAGGAGGGGCCCGCGCUGCUCCCUGCCAAAGGGGAAGGGCCCAGCGGGCAGCGGCCCCCAGCGUGACACAUCCCCCGUGGGCUCCGCCAGGGCGCCACGCGCGGGGAGAAGGGAGCCCCGGCGGAGGCGGAGAGGGGCCCUGGCCCCGCGCUGUGCCGGCCGGGACUGGAGCCAUGGGCGGGAGGCAGGGCGCGCUGCGCACGGGGCUGGGCUGCGCCCUGCCGCUGGCCCUCUUCCUGCUGGGCUUCCUGGCGGGCUGGUUAAUGAAACCCACUAAAAAAACAACCAGCUCAGCAGAUGCCUAUCAAAACGUGAGACAGAAACUUGUGGCUGAAAUGAAAGCAGAAAACAUCAAGCAGUUUCUUCGUUCGUUUACAAAGUUUCCUCACGUGGCAGGAACGGAACAGAACCUUCACCUUGCUAAGCAAAUUCAAGCCCAGUGGAAGGAAUUUGGAUUGGAUUCAGCGGAGCUCGUUCAUUAUGAUGUCCUCCUUUCCUACCCAAAUGAAACUCAGCCCAACUAUGUCUCAAUUAUUGAUGAUCAAGGGAAUGAGAUUUUCAAUACAUCGUUGUUUGAGCCGCCCCCUCAGGGAUAUGAAAACAUUACUGGUGUGCUGCCACCAUAUAAUGCUUUUUCAGCUCAAGGAGUGCCAGAGGCAGAUCUGGUGUACGUGAACUAUGGCCGCACAGAAGAUUUUUUCAAACUAGAGCGAGAGAUGGGAAUUAAUUGUACUGGAAAGAUUGUCAUUGCCAGAUAUGGGAAAAUUUUCAGAGGAAACAAAGUUAAAAAUGCCAUAUUAGCUGGAGCCAAAGGGAUUAUACUGUAUUCAGACCCUGCUGACUAUUGCGCCCCUGGAGUAGAUCCUUAUCCAGGUGGCUGGAACCUUCCUGGAGGUGGAGCCCAGCGCGGGAAUGUGUUAAAUCUGAAUGGGGCAGGGGAUCCUCUCACGCCAGGUUAUCCAGCAAAAGAAUAUACCUUCAGGUCUGAAGUUGGUGAGGGAGUGGGAAUUCCCAAAAUCCCAGUUCAUCCCAUUGGAUAUCAUGAUGCAGAAAUAUUAUUACGCAUCCUGAGAGGACCUACAGCACCAGACAGUAGCUGGAGGGGGAGCCUCAAUGUGUCUUACAACAUUGGGCCUGGAUUUGCAGGCAGCUAUUCUAUAAGAAAGGUCAGAAUGCAUGUCCACACUCACAGCAAAAUAACACGAAUUUACAAUGUUAUUGGCACUAUCAGUGGCGCGGAGGAACCAGACAGAUAUAUUAUUCUGGGAGGACAUAGAGACUCCUGGGUAUUUGGCGGGAUUGAUCCAACCACUGGUGCAGCUGUUCUUCAAGAAGUUGCUCGGAGUUUUGGCAAAAUGGUGAUGGAAGGUUGGAGACCUAAAAGAACUAUUAUUUUUGCUAGCUGGGACGCAGAAGAAUUUGGACUAUUAGGAUCCACAGAAUGGGCUGAGGAGAAUGCUAAAGUUCUUCAGGAACGGGCCGUUGCUUACAUCAACACAGAUUCUUCUAUAGAAGGCAACUACACUUUAAGAGUUGACUGCAGCCCCCUUCUCUACAAAUUGGUGUAUAAUCUGACAGAAGAGAUUGCAAGCCCUGAUGAGGGUUACGAAGGCAAGUCUCUCUAUGAGAGCUGGCUUGAAAAGGACCCCUCAACAGAAAGUAAAAGUCAUCCCAGAAUAAACAAACUGGGAUCAGGCAGUGAUUUUGAAGCUUAUUAUCAGCGACUGGGAAUCACAUCGGGCAGAGCCCGUUAUACAAAGAACAGGAGAGCAGACAAGUUCAGCAAUUACCCGGUUUACCACACCGUCUAUGAGACUUUUGAGUUAGUAGAACGAUUUUAUGACCCUACGUUCACGAAACAGCUCACUGUUGCCCAGUUACGAGGAGGACUGGUGUAUGAAUUGGCAGAUUCCCAGCUCAUUCCUUUCAACUGCCAAGAUUAUGGAGAAGCCUUAAGAAAAUACACAAAUAGAAUCUAUAAUUUGAGCAAGAAACAUGAAGAACAGGUAGAGACGUACGGAGUGUCAUUUGGUCCCCUUUUUUCUGCUGUGACGAAUUUCACAGAAGCUGCCGCUGAUUUUCACAGAAGACUUAAAGAGGUUGAUGUGAAUAAUCCAAUUGCAGUGCGAAUCAUGAAUGAUCAGCUGAUGUUUGUGGAAAGAGCUUUCAUCGAUCCUCUUGGUUUACCAGGCAGGAAAUUUUACAGACACAUUGUUUUUGCUCCGAGCAGCCACAACAAGUACGCUGGAGAGUCAUUCCCAGGGAUCUACGAUGCCAUGUUUGAUAUUGAAAAUAAAGCGGAUCAGCGCAAAGCCUGGGAAGAAGGAUGAAGGAAGAAAGUAAAAUGACCCGACAAAAAGGGAACUGAAACGCUUUCCAGAAACCAGACGCCGGAUAUAAAAAGAAGAAAAUAUUCUAAGAGUGGGGAUUUCAGUGAUUUGGCCAACAUUCCCUGUCUUCCCCUGGGUGUGCAAUAUGGCAGUUUACCUUCAGUUCCCAAGGUGGCUGCAUUUCUGUGGCUCUGGCUGCAUAUAAGGAUUAUGAGGUUUUUCAGGCUGUCGAUAUAAAUGGAUAAUAUUAAAAAUCACUUACACUGCCCUCCACAACUCCAUUUGCAGAGUGCCUAUGUUUUGAUUCAUGUAUUCAACCUGUCUGAAGCAGUCUGUGGGUCAUGUAACUGGAAAGCAUCCAAUCCUCAGCGUUUAAAGCCUAACAUGGGAUAAUAAAGCAGUUUGACAAAA
Molecule: messenger RNA, 2812 nt
Organism: Mauremys reevesii (Reeves's turtle)
Lineage: Eukaryota; Metazoa; Chordata; Testudines; Geoemydidae
Product: N-acetylated-alpha-linked acidic dipeptidase 2-like
Exons: 20
Coding region: 245-2401 (718 amino acids)
Molecular function (GO): carboxypeptidase activity
Source: RefSeq, a predicted model, not a curated record